UGUGCAUGUGAGUUAAAAUAGUCAGAUUGAAAUUUCUUUGGCUAUUCAACAUCACAACCAAAAUUGUUGAAACAAAUCUUAUUGAAUCAAACAAAAAACAAAAUGAUUGAUUAUUCAUCGACAGUAACAGCGGCUACAUCACCAUCAGCAGCCACAUCAAUUUCGGGGAUAAAUUCUUCAUCAUCAUCCAAUUCUCAAUCAUCGACAACGGCGUCAUCAAUAUUUCGUCAAUCAUCCACUUCAUUAACAGGACAAUCACCAGGUUCAUCCGGAUCAAUAUCAUCAUCAGCCACGAAUUUAUUGAUGCAUAAUGCAUUCGGAAAUAUUGGAAGUGGUCAUAUUGGAGGUGGUGGUAUUAGUGGGCCUCCAACGCUUGAUUUGAAUGAAUUUCCAUCAUUAACCGGCCAGGCUGUAUCAAUCAAUACUUUUUCUCAACAAUCAUCAGCGAUUGGUCGUCCUGCAUAUGUUGGAAUAAUGAAAGAUAAUGUUACAAAUCAAUCCGGAUCUAAUGAAUUUAAUAUUCAAAGUGAAGAUUUUCCUGCAUUACCUGGUGCUUCACCAGGUGGAACAGCAACAUCAGCAGCAGCUGUUGCUGCAGCAUUUAACCAAUUUCAACAGCAACAGCAGCAACAACAGAAUUUAGAUGGUAAUAAUUCUGGUGGUCAGCAACAACAACAAGAUCAUCAACAUUUACAACAUCAUCAUCAUCAGGAAAAUAAUCGUUCGGUUACAACACCACCAACAUUGGUUGGGACAACACAACAAACAGCAGCUGCUGUAGCCGCAAUGUCAGCAUCAUCAUUAACAUCAUCAUUAUUUUCAUCACUAUCAUCGCAUCAAUCAACAAAUUCUGCAAAUAAUAAUAAUAAUGGAGCCAAAACAUCAUCAUCAAACAGUCAAAUACCGGCCAUUAAUGUAUCCAAAGAUGGAAUGGUUACCAAUAUACCACCAGGGAUGUUAACUGAUCAAUAUGGUAUUGCAGGACUUAUGGCAAUGUUACAUCAAGCAAAUUCGAAUCCAAAUCUGUUUGCAUUGACCAUAGGUUAUGAUGUUACAGCUCUCAAUAUGAAUCUCGGCACUAAAGACCGGUUAUAUCAUACGUUUCCCGGUCCUUGGAAUGAUAAACCAUUGAAACCACAUGAAAUUGAUUAUUCUGUACCACCGGAAUAUCUUAUAUUCAAUUCAAUUCGUGAUAAAUUGGCUCAGAUUAAACUGACCAGUUAUUGUGAAGAUUUAUUAUUUUACCUAUUCUAUUGUUUAUCUGGUGAACAUAUGCAAGCGGAAGUUGGUGCUGAGUUAUAUUCACGUGAAUGGAGGUUUCAUAAAGAUGAAGGCAUCUGGAUUACAAGAAAACAAGGUAGCCAACCAUUGGAACAGAGUUCGAAUUUUGAACGUGGUUCAUACAUCUAUUUCGAUUUAAAUACAUGGUCCAAAAAUCAGAAAGAAAUGCUUAUUGAAUAUGAUCGUCUUGAUGGUCCUUCGAAUCAAUGAUGAAUGAUUGCUAUAUAUAUACGACUACGAUAUAAAUCUGUGUUUGGUGUAUAAUGAAAAUUCUUACCCCCUCCAUUUCAUUAAAUGUUCAUUUAAUUGUAAUUGAAA
Molecule: messenger RNA, 1599 nt
Organism: Dermatophagoides farinae (American house dust mite)
Lineage: Eukaryota; Metazoa; Arthropoda; Arachnida; Sarcoptiformes; Pyroglyphidae
Biological process (GO): regulation of DNA-templated transcription
Cellular component (GO): CCR4-NOT core complex
Source: RefSeq, a predicted model, not a curated record